Micropterus dolomieu (smallmouth bass) is the source of this 755-nucleotide messenger RNA. Its product is annotated as phosphatase and actin regulator 1-like. The transcript has 4 exons. The record is from RefSeq and is a predicted model, not a curated record. Lineage: Eukaryota; Metazoa; Chordata; Actinopteri; Centrarchiformes; Centrarchidae. Bases 390 to 755 code for a protein of 121 amino acids.
UCUAGCUAACAUUGGCGACUCGUCUUAGACUGGCUCCAAAAAAUAUAACUGGCAACUUUAGAUGUAUCAAACAACAACGCUUUCUUAGUGUUGCGAGUCACCUUACCCGAGCCUUCCCUUCUGUAAAUGCUGCACUCUGCGGCCGCUGGUCUCGGUGUUGUCUGGUCGGUCUGCCUCAGCCCAUCUCCACUGAUCCAGGACAGAGCCCUGCCGCUGGUGAGGCGAUGGGCGUUAACACACACGCACUGCACACACUUCUGUCUGCUGCAGGAGAAAAAGUUUGAGUGAGUGUCAGCGGGCGGGCUGCUGAUGUUGGCGAGCUUUCUUCACGUCUUUGUCACUGCGAGUCUGUGAACUUUCUCUUCUGCGGGCUGACAGAGGAGGCGACCAUGGAAGAGGAGGGGGACAGCCACCCGGAGUUGAGGCAUUUUCCUUCGCUGUGGUCUCUCUCCAGGUCCCGCUCCAAGAGUGACGGCUCCGGAUUUCGAGGAUUUCGCUACAGGGUGCUGUUUAGGCUCCGGGGAGCCCACUCAGUCGAUGGGUUGGAUAAAUCAUCAUCACUGGCCAGCUGUGACGUGGUGGUGGACAGCGCCACCAAUACCCAGAAUGUCCCUGCAUCACGGCAGCAGCGAGGCAAGCUGUCGUCACUAGGAAAACUGUUCAAACCCUGGAAGUGGAGGAAGAAGAAGACCAGCGACAAGUUCCAGGAUCUUUCUAAAGGCCCUGAUCAGAUAGAAAGCGCUUUGCAGGUUUGA